Molecule: messenger RNA, 812 nt
Organism: Gilbertella persicaria
Lineage: Eukaryota; Fungi; Mucoromycota; Mucoromycetes; Mucorales; Choanephoraceae
Product: proteasome subunit alpha type-7
Exons: 6
Coding region: 16-765 (249 amino acids)
Biological process (GO): ubiquitin-dependent protein catabolic process
Cellular component (GO): proteasome core complex; proteasome core complex, alpha-subunit complex; nucleus
Source: RefSeq, a predicted model, not a curated record
UAAUUGCUUUAUAUUAUGUCUGGAUACGAUCGUGCCUUAACUGUAUUUUCACCUGAUGGUCACUUGUUUCAAGUAGAAUAUGCUUCUGAAGCUGUUAGAAAGGGUACCUGUGCUGUGGGUGUUCGUGGCAAGAAUGUCGUUGUUCUUGGUGUUGAAAAGAAAUCAGUAUUGAAAUUACAAGAUCCUCGAACUGUGCGUAAGAUUUGUAUGUUGGAUGAUCAUAUCUGUAUGGCUUUUGCAGGUUUAACUGCUGAUGCCCGUGUUCUUGUUAAUAAGGCUAGAAUUGAAUGCCAAAGUCAUCGUUUGACAGUUGAAGAUCCUGCUUCUGUUGAAUACAUUACGCGUCAUAUUGCUCAAGUGCAACAAAAAUAUACCCAAAGUGGUGGUGUUCGUCCUUUUGGUAUCUCUACUCUUAUUGUCGGUUUUGACAAUAAGGAACCUAAGUUAUACAUGACUGAACCCUCUGGUAUUUACACUGCCUGGAAGGCCAAUGCUAUCGGUAGAAGUUCCAAGACAGUACGUGAAUUUUUGGAAAAGAAUUAUAAUGAAGAUAUGGAUGAAAAAGAAACGAUCAAACUAGCCAUCAAGUCAUUAUUGGAAGUUGUGCAAACAGGUGCAAAGAACAUUGAAAUUGCUGUCAUGACAUCUGACAGUGUUGUUAAGCAUUUGGAGCAAGAAGAAGUUGAAAGUGUUGUUGCUGAAAUUGAAAAGGAAAAGGAAGAAGAAGCUGAAAAGAAGAAGAAGCCUACUGUGACAAGUGCUUAAAAAAUAAUAAAAAAAUGAAAAAAAGGACUGUACAACAUGAGAUCAAA